Messenger RNA from Funneliformis caledonium, 1597 nucleotides. The record is from the annotation of a GenBank genome assembly. NCBI's taxonomy places the organism in Eukaryota, Fungi, Glomeromycota, Glomeromycetes, Glomerales, Glomeraceae.
AUGAAUUCAAAAAAUUGCCAUAUCUUCUUUAUAACCAUCGUUCCCGUUAUCAUCGUUCUUUUAUCAUUAUCAUGCUAUUCAAUAGAAUUCAAAAAUAUCGGCACAUAUCCAACUAAAUUCUAUCAAUUGGUCAUAGAUCGUUUUCCUGAUGGGACCAUUCUAAUGGUAGAAGAAGGUGUGGAUACUGAUAUGACUAAUGGAAAUUCCACCAUUUUUGUUAACAGCGUUAGAUUACUUCAUCCAAACAAAACUAUAAAAUAUUUGUACGCUUUUACCCAACUGUGUCCAUAUAUAAAUCAAAAUUGUUUUGUUAAAACAAUAAUACCAUUUAAAGCAAAUCAUGUUCUAAUGAUUUACAUAAAUGAGCUUCGCCAAUACACUGUAGUGAUAGCAGACUGGUCUGACAAUAUUAUUUGGAAUGAUACAACGAUUACAUUAGGGAACUUUGAAAUCGGAACGCCACAAAUUAUUCAAAAUAAUUUUUACGAUGAAAAUAGAUCAUUAUUCUUAGUCUCCAAAGGAAAUAAUUUAUUCUAUAAAGAAUACAAUUACAAUCAAGAUGAUGGUCAAUUUGUUGUUUAUCAAGAAGGCAAUUAUACUUUUGAACCAAACUUAAUAGUAUAUACGGCUAGCUCAUUUUCGACAAAAGAAGGUUAUGGAAUUAUAUCUUACGUCCAUGAUAGAAAUUAUUUCAAUGGGUUGAAUCCAACGUAUCUUAUAUUAAUACAACCCGACUCAAAAUUAAAUAAAUUAAGCCGUCUUAAUUUAACUCAAGAGACAUCAACAUUUAUAAUACAAACAACAUGUAAAGCUGUAGCUGAUAUGAAAAUCCAUUAUAAAUAUUCUUGCUUGAUACUAUCGAAUAAUCAGCGAUUUAUAUUGGCGGAAAUCGAUUAUUUACCCUCAGAUAAUGAUUUUGAAGUCAAAACAAAAACUUUAACAAUUGAUAUUGAUUAUGAAUCUUUCCUUGUGGCAUAUCCGUCCUCAAUAAUUGAUUUCAUGAUAAUUUUUUACUUGCGAGCAUCAAAUUCAAUGAACUUGAUAUUAUUUAAUGCUAACGUUAAUGAUGAUUUUAUAACAUCAGAAUUUUAUGGAGGGUCUUUGAACUUUUCUUCUCAUUCUGGAGGCGCUAGAAGGAUCCUUCAUCAUGAAGAAUUAAUAAUAGCAGCCGAUAUUGAUGAGCACACAUGGAAAUUACAAUCUAUAAACGUAUCCCAGUUUAUUCCUGAAACAAAUAGGCUCAAUAAUCUUCAUAUUAAAAAAACUUGGCCCUUAUGGAAUGAAAGCAUUUACAUUGAUACAAAUAUGAUAAACAUCACUUUUGUCCAUCCAAUCGAGUUAAAGGACAAAAAUGUCUCGAUUUAUCUUUAUAAUGAUGGGGAGUAUGUGUUACGUCAAAGAUUUAAAUGCAUAAGCCCAGAAUGUGUUCUUAGCAUAGACAGAUAUUCUUUAAAUAUGACUAUUAAAGAGACAACUUUUAGUAUCCCUGAAAUGGUCUAUUAUGUUGAAAUACAAGAUGAAUUUGCCGAAUUUAGAAAUAUUAAUAAACUUUUACCUGGCAUCAAAAAAGAAGAUUGGCCUAUACGCAUAUUAUCGA